Molecule: messenger RNA, 369 nt
Organism: Sphenostylis stenocarpa
Lineage: Eukaryota; Viridiplantae; Streptophyta; Magnoliopsida; Fabales; Fabaceae
Source: the annotation of a GenBank genome assembly
AUGUGGUUAGGGUUAAUGUGGCAUCAGAGGGGAAGGAGAAAGGAUUUUAGGGAUAAAGGUGCCUACGGAUGUAGGCUUGGGCUAGUACUGGUGGAGCUGGCGAUUCGUGACACAAGUAGCGAGAGUGGGGUUCGUGAUGGAGGAGAUUGGACUGGAAAUGGGAGGCUUGGUGAUUGGGAGAUGGAGAUGCAGCGACUAGUGAAGGAGAAGUGUCAAGAUGAGGGGCGAUUGGUGGUGCGCGAUGAAGAUGGUGGUUGUGGAAGGUGGCCAAGGUCGAAUAGGAACGGGUGUUUGGGGUUUUUGAUUAAGGGAUGCGAACAAGGUUGCAAGGGAGUUGGGAGAAUGAAAAUGAGGGUCAGUGAGAAGUGA